AUAACGAACGUCGGCCGCAUAUUUGGGGCAGGCGAAGACUCAGCCAAUGUUCAUCUUCACCAUCGGAUCUGCAAUAGAUCGAACAGUGCCUUUUAGACUUUUCCCCUAAUUCAUGCUGCCCUCCUUCCCUUCCACUUCCCCUUCCCCUGCCCGUCUCCCUUUCUUCUGCAAAAGAAUACAUCGCCCUUCGCUCACUGUCGCCUGGUGGAGGUCACCGGCUAUCGGCUGCCGUCUUUCAACUGGUCCCAACACUGCAGACCGGUGCCGGUGAUGCGAGACUGUGUUGUCCGGCGGAACAGCUGCCUAAGCAUCCACUGCCCUCGUCUCAACUGGAGCCGAUGCCGCAUAAGCAUCCACACCAAUCCAUCACCGUGUCCCGGUAACAGACAUACUGGAGUCACCGAAGACUGAGUGUUUGUUCGCUAUUCGAGCCACAUCACGGCCCCCUGUAUCGUUCGCGACAACCCAGUCUUCCUUUCAGUGGAUUAGGAGCAUUCACCGGAAACAGGCGACUGCAGGCUCUUUCUUUCUCACCUUCAAGAAGCAACCGUGAUGGCAGGGGUGAAGAGGUGGGCAUUUUCUCUCACUACCCAUUUGCGCUCUCGCCGGAUCCUCCCCAUGGCUGCAUUGAGCAUCACUCCCCACGCUUUGUGUGGGAAGAGAGAAACUAUAGUGUGUGGGACUGCAAGAAUGAUGAGUAAUGUUCCCAAGGAAUCUGUCUAUGGAGGUCCUAAGCCCCAAAGUCCUUGGGAGCGAAUCACCCUGAAGCACCUCAAUCUCAUGUAUCUCAAAGGGAAGCCGAUCACUAUGGUCACUGCUUAUGAUUACCCAUCUGCCGUCCAUCUUGAUGAAGCCGGUAUCGAUAUUUGCUUGGUUGGUGACUCUGCAGCCAUGGUUGUUCAUGGGCACGAUACCACCUUGCCAAUUACUAUGGAGGAGAUGUUGGUUCAUUGCCGGGCAGUCGCUCGAGGCGCGAAAAGGCCACUUCUUGUCGGAGAUUUGCCUUUUGGAAGCUAUGAAACGAGUUCUAGUCAGGCUGUGGAGUCUGCAGUAAGAAUGCUCAAGGAAGGAGGCAUGGAUGCUAUCAAAUUGGAAGGUGGAGCUACAUCUAGGAUAGCUGCUGCAAAAUCCAUUGUAGAGGCAGGUAUAGCUGUUAUGGGGCAUGUUGGUCUCACCCCUCAAGCGAUUAGUGUUCUUGGCGGUUUCAGGCCACAGGGUAGAAACGUGGCUAGUGCACUUCAGGUUGUAGAAACUGCACUUGCACUCCAGGAUGCUGGAUGUUUUGCGGUGGUUUUGGAAUGUGUACCAUCUCCUGUUGCUGCAGCUGCGACUUCUGCCCUGAAAAUCCCAACCAUAGGCAUUGGCGCUGGUCCGUUCUGCAGCGGUCAGGUGCUGGUUUACCAUGACCUUCUGGGCAUGUUGCAACACCCACAUCAUGCGAAGGUCACUCCCAAGUUCUGUAAACAAUAUGGACAGGUGGGAGAUUCCAUCAACGAAGCACUUCUGCAGUACAGAGAAGAUGUGGUGAAUAGGUCAUUCCCAGAUGCUGCUCACACGCCUUACAGAAUCAGCGCAAAUGAGGUUGAUGCCUUCCUCGGUGAACUGGGGAAAAGAGGCCUGAAUGAAGCUGCAUCAGCAGCAGCAGAAGCUGCUGAGAAGGAUGCAAAAGCUGGAAAACCAAGGAUUGAAACUCCUGCCGACUGAACAAGAUGGAGCUAUUCAAUUUGUAGCUCAAUAAUUUCCUUUGAACGGGCUUCUAGAUUAUGGGAAUAAAAUAAUAUGGAUAUCCCCCUUCUCUUAUGGCAAGAAUGGCUUUAAAUUAAUUGAGCUAGACGUGAGGAAGUUUUUAAAUAAUGUUAGUGGAGCGGCCAGUAUAUUUGGGCAGUUUAAUUGGAGGUGAAGUCCUUGGCUUUGCAGAUUGGUAUUUGUGUACGUUCUUUUCACUAAUAUCGAAGCUUUUUUGCGCA
This is a messenger RNA of Nymphaea colorata (pocket water lily), 1967 nucleotides long. Its product is annotated as 3-methyl-2-oxobutanoate hydroxymethyltransferase 1, mitochondrial-like. The transcript is spliced from 8 exons. Gene Ontology annotation, cellular component: mitochondrion. Gene Ontology annotation, biological process: pantothenate biosynthetic process. Lineage: Eukaryota; Viridiplantae; Streptophyta; Magnoliopsida; Nymphaeales; Nymphaeaceae. Bases 553 to 1704 code for a protein of 383 amino acids. The record is from RefSeq and is a predicted model, not a curated record. Gene Ontology annotation, molecular function: 3-methyl-2-oxobutanoate hydroxymethyltransferase activity; magnesium ion binding.